Solanum dulcamara is the source of this 1317-nucleotide messenger RNA. Its product is annotated as acylsugar acyltransferase 3-like. NCBI's taxonomy places the organism in Eukaryota, Viridiplantae, Streptophyta, Magnoliopsida, Solanales, Solanaceae. The record is from RefSeq and is a predicted model, not a curated record. Bases 1 to 1317 code for a protein of 438 amino acids. The transcript has a single exon.
AUGGUUGCCCCACGUCUUGCUUUGAUUUCCAAGAAAACCAUUAAACCAUCAUCUCCAACCCCAUUGUCCCAUAGAAUUAAAAACCUUUCCAUAUUUGAUCAACUUAAUCCAUGUUCAUACAUGGCAUUUGCCAUGUUCUACCCAAAGCAAUAUAAUCCAACUCUCCCAGUUGAACCUACUCAUAUAUCUACAAUUCUUGAGAAUUCCCUCUCAAGAGCUCUUACUUCUUACUAUCCAUUGGCUGGAACAAUCAGGGACGAUGAUCUCCAUGUCGAAUGCAAUGACGUGGGGGCCAAGUUUCUUGAAGCAAAAAUAGAUUGUCCAAUGUCAGAAAUAUUUAAUCAUUAUAGUACUGAGGCCGAAGAUUUAGUUUUCCCAACAAACGUACCUUGGACCCCAUCCAAAGAAAAUUUGGUCGUGGCUCAACUUAACCAUUUCAAUUGCGGAGGGAUAGCAAUCAGUGCGUGUGUCUCGCACAAAAUUGUUGAUGGUUCAAGUAUGAUAAAUUUUAUUAAUCACUGGUCAGCCAUGGCACGUAAUCCAUGUGCCCCGGUAUCAUCUUUCCAGUUCAUUGGAGGAUCCAUUUUUCCACCCGUAAGUAUCCCUAUAGCUGAGGCAAUACUUAAAAGUAAAACAAGAGGAAACCAUUGUUGCAUAUCAAAUAAAUACCUCUUCUCGCGGUCAAAAAUAAAUUCCCUCAAGGCUAUGAUUGCCGCAGAAUCAAGAACACAGAGUAGUAGUACUAUUGAUCCUUCUUCUGUUGAAGCUGCAAGUGCAUUUGUCUACAAGUGUAUGGCAUCCAUUUCAACUAGGCCAUCCGUAUUCACUCAAUCGGUCAAUUUGCGAUCAAUUGUGAAAAAAAUGUUGCCAGAAGAGUUCCAAGGUAAUGCUAGUUUCCUCUUCAUGGCACCACAGAUUGCGGACCCCACAGAGAUCAAAUUGCACAAGUUGAUUAGUGAAGUGAGGAAGGAAAAAGAAACGUAUUUCAGCAGAGAUUGGGAAACUAAAAAUUUAGUCACAACAUUGUUUGAAAAAGUUAAGUCGCUUCAGAAUCAACUUGAAAAGGACGACGAUGAGGUUGAUGUGUACAAGUGUACAAGCUUGAGUAAAUUCCCUUUCUGUGACAUGGACUUUGGAUGGGGGAGUCCUAGAAGAAUGUGUUUAGGAAGUGUACCAAUUAAUAAGAAAAUUUUCUUGAUGGACAGCCAAAAUGGGGAUGGAAUUGAAGUACUGGUGAGUUUGAAAGAGGAAGACAUGUCUUCAUUGGAAACUAAUUCAAACUUGCUAGAAUUUGCUUCUCCAAGUUUAGGUUUUUAA